UCUGUGGUGGUUGCCACAAUCGUCAAAUUUUUCUACAAAUUAUCAAUUCCGCCAAAGUACAGAGUCAUCUAGAACUGAUAAAAUGGCAGAGGGACAGGAAGAACCUAAAAAGAUCACAAUAACAGUAAAAACUCCUAAAGAAAAACAACAAGUUGAAAUCGAGGAAGAUGCGGAUAUCAAAAAGCUUAAAGAGGUGCUGUCGCCGAAGUUUAGUGCUGAGCCCGAGCAAUUAUGUCUUAUUUUUGCUGGUAAAAUCAUGAACGAUGCAGACACUCUGAAGCAACAUAAUAUCAAGGAUGGGCUUACAGUUCAUCUCGUUAUAAAAACGCCUCCUAGACCGGAGCCCGAAGGUGGAACACGGCGUCCCCCAGCCGAUAUUGGUGCCACACCAUUUGGAUUAAACUCCAUUGGUGGUCUAGCUGGACUGGAAAGCUUAGGUCUUGGACAGAGUACAUUUAUGGAUUUGCAGGCCCGAAUGCAGCAAGAGUUGUUAACAAAUCCAGAUAUGCUAAGGCAAGUGCUAGAUAAUCCCCUUGUGCAGCAAAUGAUGAACAAUCCAGAGAAUAUGCGCGCUUUGAUAACAUCUAACCCUCAGAUGCAGGAUCUUAUGUCGAGAAACCCAGAAAUUAGUCACAUGUUGAACAACCCCGAGCUGUUGCGUCAGACUAUGGAAUUGGCUCGGAACCCUGCCAUGUUGCAGGAGUUAAUGAGGUCUCAUGAUAGAGCCUUGUCCAACCUCGAGAGUAUACCUGGUGGUUACAAUGCGCUUCAACGUGUUUACCGUGACAUUCAGGAGCCCAUGUUGAAUGUGGCCAGCAGCAUGGCAGGGAAUCCGUUUUCGGGACUGGUCGAUAACUCUGAUGGCACUAAUCCGCAACAGGGCUCAGAAAAUAGGCAACCAUUGCCAAAUCCAUGGCAGCGAGGUGGGGGGUCGGGCAACACCGGUGGGGGGACGACUGGACCUGGUCUGAUUAACACACCGGGCAUGCAGUCUCUGCUGCAGCAAAUGUCAGAGAACCCUCGACUCAUGCAAUCCAUGCUGUCUGCGCCAUACACCAACAGCAUGCUGCAAGCUUUAUCUGCUGAUCCAGAGAUGGCAUCACAGCUUAUUAAUCAGAAUCCCAUGUUUGCAAACAACCCUCAGCUUCAGGAGCAAAUCCGCACAAUGAUGCCCCAACUACUCAAUCAGAUGCAAAACCCGGAGAUGCAGUCUAUGAUGUCUAACCCACAGGCUUUGAACGCGCUGCUGCAGAUACAGCAGGGCAUGGAGCAACUGCGGACGGCGGCGCCCGGCCUCGUGAACACGCUCGGCUUCGGCGCCGCCGCCGCCACCGCCACGCCGCCCACAACAACCGCUUCUAACACCACCACCACCAAUACAAACACCCGCCAGCAACAGAACUCUGAGCUCUUCACGCAGUUCAUGCAACGAAUGAUGGCAGCAAUGGCCAACAACCAGACCAACACCUCGCAGCCGCCGGAACAACGCUACUCGCAGCAACUGGAGCAACUCACAGCUAUGGGAUUCCUAAACAGAGACGCCAACUUACAAGCCCUGAUUGCCACAUUUGGAGACGUGAAUGCGGCUGUGGAGAGGCUACUGGCCCUGGGUCAACUGUCCAUGAGCUAACAACGCCUAUGUUAGGAAAACGAUUGUAUUCUAGACCUUACACCACAUUCCGGACAUUGUAGAAACAUUUGCUUUUGUAUUCAUUAUUCAUGAUCAUGGGUAAGUUUCGAACUAUAACCCAGUAGCUGGCCAGUGUUUGUAAUGUCAAGAAACGAAGUACUGUCGAUUCGUUCCGAAAUAAUUUGGUCAGCGCAGUGACGUAUAAUAUGACUUUGUCACAAUAGACAUAACUACCAGUAGUUCGACUGCAAAGAAACGGACAG
Aricia agestis (brown argus) is the source of this 1893-nucleotide messenger RNA. RefSeq names its product ubiquilin-1 (gene Ubqn). Gene Ontology annotation, cellular component: cytosol. Gene Ontology annotation, biological process: ubiquitin-dependent protein catabolic process. The record is from RefSeq and is a predicted model, not a curated record. The transcript has 11 exons. Gene Ontology annotation, molecular function: polyubiquitin modification-dependent protein binding. NCBI's taxonomy places the organism in Eukaryota, Metazoa, Arthropoda, Insecta, Lepidoptera, Lycaenidae. Bases 83 to 1630 code for a protein of 515 amino acids.